Messenger RNA from Guyanagaster necrorhizus, 495 nucleotides. RefSeq lists its product as uncharacterized. Lineage: Eukaryota; Fungi; Basidiomycota; Agaricomycetes; Agaricales; Physalacriaceae. The transcript is spliced from 2 exons. The record is from RefSeq and is a predicted model, not a curated record. The coding region runs from base 1 to 495 and encodes 164 amino acids.
AUGGUCACCGAUGCGGCAUCGGACCAGCCAUAUUCCGAGUUAAGAAAGAGGUACGUGAGGAGGGCUGGCGAGUACAGGAUUGGUACAGAAUUAAAAGUAGAUGGUGAACGGACGAAGCUUGGCAAACCCGGCACUGGCAACACACGGCAAAUGCCGAACGUCCCCUUAACCUUAGGCCACAAAUCACUCGCAAAUGGAGCGCCCCAUGGAUGGGAGAAAUACCCAGUAAACCUUUCUUACUUCCUUCCGGAAGGCCCUGUCACCCCCAUUCCUCCAACUAACAAACCAUGGCGCUAUGCUACAGGAGAAAUUGUGCUUGGUAGCCGUCCCGGUUCAAACCCUCUCUUGAGCUUCAGAGAGACACUAUGUUCGAACGCAAGCGGUAGGCUCUGGAACGAGGUCCCCAAUCAGGUGUACAUGUGGGUCUCCGCCGAGCUUGGAGAACUCCAACCCGAACAAUCCCAUCCACAAAGUUUUGCCUUCUCUCUGGCUUAG